AUGGGUACUUCACCAUGUUUCAAAAAGAAGAAAAAAGUGAUUGCAAAGAUAGGCCAUCGAUCAUAGUUAAGUGAUAAGAGCAUAAGAGUAAGUGAUGUUCAAAUAUGAGAGUUAAUACAUGAAGACUUUGUAGAGUAAAUAGCUGAUGAUUAAGGGGAGAAGGAAGAAGAUGUAAAUUAGAUAAAUAAGAAUAGAACAUAGUAUAUGAUUACAUUGAGGGGGAUUUGAUUUAGGAGGGAUGCAAUGUUUAUUGUGCAUUGAAUACAUUGAAUGGGUAGCUUUUGGCAUUCAAAAUAGUAUUUAGUCAUAUGAGAAUAGUUUAAAUUAAGUAUGCAGGAUGAUUUCAACAAUAUAAUUAAUUUCGUAGACUAGCUAACAAGGUUGGAAUUGAAAAAUGUGCAUAAAAUAAUAGGAUGGGAUUAUUCAAUAUAAAAUAAUGAGGAAGUUAAAGAUGAGAUAAGAAUUCUAAUGCCAUAUGAAAGUGGUGGUUCAAUAAGUUGGUUGUUGUAGAAGUUCAAUUCAUUUUCUAGUCAAUUGGCUCUAAUGUUUAUGAAGUAAAUAUUAUAAGGAUUGGAAUGUCUCCACAAUUCUGGAAUUCUGCAUAAGUAUCAUCUAAAUUUAAUAAGGAAUUUAAAAACAUCCAACGUUUUAGUAGAUGGCGAAGCAAAUGCAAAGUUGAGUGAUAUCUAUAUUUUGAAGGAUUAUAAAUUGUCAGUCUAUAGUGCUCCAGAGUGUUUCAAGGGUUAAGAAUAUUGUGAAUAAUCUGAUUUGUGGAGUGCUGGUUGUAUCUUUAUUGAAAUGUUGACAAGGGUAUAGCCUUGGCAUUAUUUAUCUGUAAACAUCAAUCUCGAAUAGAUUAGGAUGUGCAUUGAUUAAGGAUGUAUAUAUUCUGAUUAAAAUACAAUAGAGUUAUUUCCUUAUUAAGAAAUCACUAAGAACGAAGAGAUUUUGUAAAUAUUCAAUUCAAUCUUUAAGAUCAAUCCCAAAGAGAGAGCAACAUCUGCUGAGUUACUUAAUCAUUCUCUCUUUAGAAGUGAUUUAAUAUUCAUGUUAUUGUAGAUCUGGAAAGUGAACCCUUGAAAUCAGAAAUCAUUUCUACUAGAAGAUAGUUACAAAUUAGAAAUGAUGACAGAAAAUCAUAUAAAAUUUAGAAUAGCAAUGUUUCAAAUUCAAGUAUACGGUACUCUAUUCGAAGAAGUCACAAUCCUUAUUCGACUAAAUAUCAACAUGUUCUAUAACAAUUGAAAUCUAUUCACCUUGAUUUUAAGAAUACUAAUAACCAUUUUGAUAGUCAAUUAUUAUCUUAUAUUGAUAUUUAGAAUGUCCUAUCAAAGAAGAUCUAAAUGGAAACUAAAUUAAAAGAGAUUAGCAUUCAAUAAGCCAAUUAAGAUAAAAAUAAUCGAUAGUCUCGACCUAAGGAAAUAUCUUCAUUAAACAGAUAUAAUUAGACUGGAGACUAUUCCUUUUCAAAGUAGAAUCAUCUAAGAAUUCCAAGUCUGAACAAAUCCUUAAAUAGUAGUUAUGAUAGAGUAUAGACUAUUAGAUAAGUUGAUCCUUCAAUUAGAAUCAAUGGUCUAAGAAGGAAUGCUGAGGAGAUCCAGAAAUUAGAAGAACUCAUGUUUUAAUAAUUCUACUUAGAUUAAAAUAAUAACAAUGAGCAUUAUUCUAAAUCUAAUCUGAAUGAUAUUGAAAAAAUGAUGAUGGAAUAAUUUCAAUCUUCACUAUUUAAAUCUUCUAUAUCUGAUUAAAAGUAAUAACCUGUUCAAUAACCAAUCCCAGUAACCUCAGAGAUCAUUAAUUAAUAAUCUCCUAAUUAUUUUGAAAAGCUAAUGUAAGAUUAAUUUUUCUAGGAUAAUGAUUCAGAAGUUGAUGAAUUACAAUAAUUGGAAGAUCUGAUUAACCAAUAGUUUUAUUAAGAUUAUAAGAAAUAGGGUACUAACAAUGAAGAAUAAAAAGUUCAAUAGAAAAAGAUUCAAGAGAAUUUAUCAAUUGUUGGUAUUUUUAAUUUAUUAAGUAGCCUUUGAUUAACUUAUUUAAUCUCCAAAAAUUAACACGAUAGAUGAUGAUUUUUUAAUAAUGUUAGAAUGA
Messenger RNA from Paramecium octaurelia, 2088 nucleotides. The record is from the annotation of a GenBank genome assembly. Lineage: Eukaryota; Ciliophora; Oligohymenophorea; Peniculida; Parameciidae.